UUAGAGCGCCUCUAGUGGGAAUGUAACAUAAACCUUCAGCUUCCAAGUUGUAACCGCUGACUAGAAAUCAGUUUCAUUGUGCCAAGGCUCCCGGAAACAAUCCUAAAACUGACCGGAGAGCAGCUAACUCAGCCCCAACUCUAAAUAACCGUCUGCUGCAUCUUCUCUACCGGCAACGUGGCAACACCCAACACUUCAAACUUUUUCCCACUUGUAACCUGCAAUCUGAGGACACGAUUAGUCAUGGGGAAACUACACAGAAAUGGCUGACAGUAGUUUUUUUGUUCAUUUUUUUUCUGACGACGGACGUGAUUUCCUCUUUUCCUGCAGCUGUCAAAGCUCCCAGGGCGUGCGCCACUGUUUACCCUCAGUGAGCUGAGGUUGGGAUACACAAUGCAAACACAACGGAGAUGAAGGAUUAUGCACAUUCAUACCCAGAAUGGUGUUAAGAUAGACUGAUCUUAUGUGAAACAAAAGGGGGUCACCAUGGAUCACAGAGGACACCCCAGGCCCGACUCCGGCCGUCACUCCCACAGAACUAAAGACAGAGAGGACUACUACAGGUAUUCUCAGCAGGACAGGGACCAGAACUACCAACCACCGCCCAACCCCAGAGAGAGGGACAGGCACUGGGCUCAGGCAGACUCCCACUACAGGGCUCACUUCACCAGUCCUCCUGCCAGACCGGACCAGUAUCCAUACAGCAGUCAGCACUAUCCUUAUGGCUACGGCCCUGCGGAACACCAAAGACCACAGUCCAGGCAUGGCUAUGACUAUCCACCACACAGCCACUGGGACUACAGGGACAACUAUGGUUACUAUGACAACGACUACUACAGAGGACAGCAUGGACGGCAAGAUGCUGGCCAGUGGGCUCCCCAGGACUCCCUGAGAACAGCCCCUUACCACGACAGGACAUACAAGCAGGAACAUCCAGGGAGCUCCUAUACUGAGGAGUACAGGUAUGACCAAGGGAGAGACAACUCCCAGCAUUACCUCAACGACUACGAGGAUAAUCCCUCCAGAGACAAUGAAGAGGUGUCUUCCUAUUACCUGGGGACAUUAGCAAGUUCCAAACACUCAGGUUUAUCCUCCAGCAGCUAUGAACUGAGUCAGUACAUCAAUGGAGCUGAACACAGCGAGACGCUCCCACCGUCUGUUCACACAUCAGAGGUGUCAGCUCCUCUGAAGUAUUCAAUCCCUCAUGUGGUUGUCAGCUUCGGUCCAGCAGGCCAGCUGAUACGGAUCACUCCAGGCUUGUCCACACAGGAGAACGUCAGCCAGGUGGAACUCCACAGUCUGGAAGUCAUUCUGAGUGAGACACAGGAACAGCAGGAGAUGAGAAACUUCCCAGGGCCCUUAACCAGGGAAGAUUUGCACAAAGUGGAUGCUAUAGAGUUUGCCCAGCAGAGGGCAGUGAGCUGCAUGAGAGGUGGCAGUGACAAGCUGCAGGACAAACGCUCUGCUGCCCUCUUGUGGAAUCUACUGAUCCUGCUCUGCAGACAGAAUGGACAAAUAGUUGGCUCAGAUAUCGCAGAGCUGCUGAUGCAGGGCUCACAUUCAGAUGGAAGCUGGGAGACAGAAGCUCCUACACUCAUUGACUUCAGCGAGGGCAUAACUGCUGAAGCGCUGCCUCACUCAGGAGAUGAUGACCUGCUCACAGGAGACUGCAGCAACUUCAGCUGUGAGAGCUCCGAGAAGGCCCUGCAGAGCUACACUCAACUGCUGCUGGCUGGAAGAAAAAAGGAGGCCCUGGAGUCAGCUAUGAGCAGCGGCCUGUGGGGACAUGCACUUUUUCUGGCCAGCAAGAUGGACAACAGGGCCUACACCACUGUGCUCAACAGGUUUACAGGCCAGCUAACAGCCAGCGAUCCCCUUCAGACUCUCUUCCACCUGCUGACUGGGAGAAUCCCUGCUGUAGCCAUGUGCUGUGGAAAUGAAAAAUGGGGAGACUGGAGGCCCCAUCUGGCUGUGAUGCUGUCCAAUGAGACAGGACAUCCUGCCGUCCAACAGAAGGCCAUCGUCACCAUGGGAGACACACUCGCCUCCAAAGGACUCAUACAUGCCGCCCAUGUGUGCUACCUGACAGCCAGUGUUCCCUUUGGGGUUUUCACACAGCAGGCUGAGAGACUGGUGCUUCUCGGCAACAACCACAGGCAAUCCUUUGAGCACUUUGCCACAAACCUCGCCAUCCAGUGCACUGAAUUGUAUGAGUACUGCCUGACACUUGGGGGCAAAUUAUUUUCAAUACCAUCUUUUCAGGUGUAUAAGUUCCUGUAUGCCAGUCGACUGCUGGACUGUGGGCUUCCAUCUCAGGCCUUUCAUUACUGUGAGGUGGUGGGACAGGCCAUCCUCAGACAGAGGGAGCCUUUCUUUGUGCUGACUGGAGAGGUUAUUAAGCUGUCAGACAGACUGAGACACGCUGAGGCCCAGUUUAGUGACGCAGGUGUUAGCGGAGCCGUGCAGGAAGAACCCGAUUGGCUGAAACAGCUCCGUGCUAGGCACCACAGCUUACAGACAGGAAGUUACGACUAUACUGAAGCAUACCAGCCAUCUCUUGAGGGAAGUGCUUUGGCCCAGGAGGAUAGCAAAAUGUUCUUAGAAUCAGACAUGGAAGACUUAAACCGGGACAUUCAGAGUCCAGAGCCUGAGCCGCUUUAUUACAGAGGCCCAGGGGAUCAGGAAAACCUUGAGCAUCAGGUUGAUGGAAUCACUGAGGAAAUGAAUGUGCUGUCGUGGAACGUUGGCGGUGCUCAGGACUGGCCACAUGCCCAUUCUUCCGUGCCAGUAAUGCCAGUUUAUGCUCCUCCAGUGCCCACGGUGGCCGCAAGCCAAGACAGUUAUCAUAACACAGAUAGUGCCGAAGUCAAAACUGUCUCGCCACAUUGUCCUCCGAGUAAUCUGCCAUCAGCAGCAGAGGGAGCUGGGUUGCCCUCUGGAGCAGGCACAAUGGGGUUUCGGAUGCUGGACGUAAACUACAGUCAGCAGGAGCAAAGCCAGCAGAGCAUCCCACAAGGUUUAGAGGUCUCCAAGCAGACCAGUGAGCCGUCUCAACAGAGCACCAAGGCCGGGUGGUUUAGUGGUUGGUUCAAAUCAAAACCCAAAGAAGCUCAAAAGGAGAGUUUAGAGCAGAGAAGCCCAGCUGAGAUGGAGCCACCACCGACUUCUGGCUACUGUCCUCCGCCGCCGCCGCCUGCCUUUGUGUCUCCUGGCAUGUUUCCAUCUCAGCCUUCCACCGCUGGGAUCAACCCCUUUUCAAGGAAAGCAGGCCAACAGCUGGGCUAGAAGAAGGACCACUAGUCUGUAUAACAGGAACACAAGAACCAAAAAGGGGGAUAUCACAGCACCUACCAUUACGAGUGUCUUCAUGUCUGAGAGCUUUACCUGAGCUUGGAUGAACCCCAAUAAUAUCCGCACUGCUCCCAUUUUUUUUUUUGAUCACGCCCUUUCAAACUCUCACAGCCUGCUCACCAUCAUGUUGCAGAUUAUACAGAAAUACUCUGAAGGGACUGGUAUAGUAACUCAUACUGCAGCGUGUGAAACAGCUGAGAUGUUCUUUCUUAAAGCUGGCAAGGAAAUUACCAGUGGAUGCGGAACAUAUGGGGGGGGUUGGAUAUUUGACCAGUGCCAUCGAUGCCAGCAACAGGGUGACCACCUGCAUAUCUGCCCACCAAAGUAUGUCAUCAGACCCUCACUGCUCCAUGGCUAACUGUGCUAUAUGCUGCAAGAGCAUUAGCUCAUUAAAAAUUAUAUUUAUACAUUCAUCCAUCAUCUUUUUAUGAUCAAAUGUCUAUUCAUUUAAUAUACUCAAGCAAAAAUGAGAUCCGAGCUGAAAUGUAAUCUAUGUAGUCUGUGUGAAGGGGACAGCUGGCAUGGCAGGACUACAUGCUAGAGCUGCACUAUUAAUGAAAAAUGUUUUAGCAAUCACAGUAUGGACAAGUGCAAUAUUGCAAAAAUGAAGAAGAGCACAAUAUUUGUUAAAGAAAACAUUUGUGUCAAAGGACUAUUGUGUACUAAAUGAAGUUUUGUGGUGCUGCAGAGUUACAAAAUGACUUGUUAAAGGAGAUAAAAUACUGGUUUAAUAUAUUGAUUUUCCACUCAAUUACUUUUUGGAGCUGUCCGACAGCUACAGCCAGUCAGUGAAAACACUAAGUUGAAACAAGGAAUAUUAAGCAAUGUGGUGGUGUGUUUGAGAUUAUAGGCCCACACUGUGUUUCUGCAGCAGGCCUAAUUAAUUGUUCAUUUGGAAAGCUGCUUGGUCACUUUUUGACCCACCUGCCCGAACCAGUGAUAUUUUUCUUUGAAGCUUAAAUUACAGACUGUAUAAAGCUCGAACUCGCCGGUCAGCAUGCUCAUCCCUAUUAAAAUAAUCCUCAGUGAUUCCUCUUGGUGAGAGAUCUUGUGGCGUGUGACCUCUGUCACUGGUCAGUCACGUAGUGUGAAAACCACAACGACUUUAAGACCUCUGAUCACAAGACAAGUUGUUUAGUGUGAACAGCAGAGCGAUCCGAUCACUUUUAUAGUCGGGUGGUGUGAACGUAGCAUUACGAGUUAUGCCUGGAGGCUGGGGCAGCAAUUGGCCACCGAAAAGCAGAUCAUAAUUGCUGAUCCUUUUGGCAAAAUUCCUUGAUCUCUUUAGACCCCUUUCAUAGUGCGGCCCUGCAAAUGUACCCAUUAUAUUGCCGGAAAGAUCUGUUCCGGCUUUUCGCCUUAGGGCAUUCAUAGUGAUCCUGCGAAGGUGUGAUAUUCGUGCCCCUUCAUCGUGCAGUCCGGUGUCACAGAACGAGAUGGGAGGAGACGAUAGUGACGUGAAACAGAGCGGCCGCAUUGGUGCACAGUAGUACAGUGCUAAUAUACUACACAGUUAGCUCUGUAGCAGUACAGUAUGUAUGUGCUGAAGCAGCAUGUGCACAGUUAGUGAUGCCGGUUUGUUUACAAUCAGCGGCAGACACUUUGUGUACAGUUAGCAUGCCCGUUUGUUAACAAUAAGCCACGGACGGUGUGCACAAGUUAGCAUGCCUGUUUGUUUACAACAAGCACCAGACACUCUGUGCACAGUUAGCGAUCCAGGUUUGUUUACAAUCAGCAGCAGACAAUUUGUGUACAGUUAGCAUGCCAGUUUGUUUACAAUAAGCUGCGGACACUGUGCACAGUUGGCAUGCCUGUUUGUUUACAACAAGACACGGGACACUCUGUGCACAGUUAGCGAUGCCGUUUUUUUACGAUCAGUGGCAGACACUUUGUGUACAGUUAGCAUGCCCGUUUGUUUGCCGCGGACGCUGUGCACAGUUAGCGACCUCCGUUUGUUUACAACAAGCACCGGACACUCUGUGCACAGUUAGCGAUGCCAGUUUGUUUACAAUAAGCCACGGACACUGUGCAUAGUUAGCAACGGCGGCCGCAGUUGUUGUGCAGCUGCUGAACAGUGAUUUGAUGACUGUCGGACAAAGUGGGAGGUUUGUGUCGGACCUCACACGCAACGUAAAAUAUUCCGCCUUGGCGGGAUGGCCGAUUCAUAGUGGUCCCGCUUCCAACAGUCCCACCAAUUUUCCGCCUCUGUGAUUUCCUCUGAAUUGGUGGGAUCACUUGAUCUUGCGUCCCGCUUCUGGUGCAGGCGAGACGUUACAGAGCCGUAAAUGUCGGUAUGAAACAGCACUAUGAAAGGGGCUUUGGUAAAAGGGACUUUUUAGUGAUUUAGCUGAAAUUGUAGCCUGACCUGAGUGCAAGGCUGAUAAAUUAUGGAACAAUCUGUACACGAUCUGAUUAUGUUUACCAUCUGUAAAGUGCAAUUGCUUGAAAUAUUUACAAGACAUACAGGAAAAAAAGAGUUGUUGUGCUGCCAAGCUGGAUGAUUUCACAUGAUAGUGUGAGGGAAGUGUUGGGAAAAACUUCUGCGGGGCAACACCCGACAUGCCCAAAGCCCCUACACAACCAGCCAGUAGACACUUACAGGAUUAACCUGUUUACACGCUGGUAUUUGCAAUGCCCUCAUCUGACAAUGCCCUAUUAUAUAAAUGUUUGUGUGUAGACCUGUAAAAUGUUUAUAAAACACACUAAUAUAUGCUCUUGUAAUAUCUUUCUAAAGUGUCACUAUGUAAACAUAUUUUAAUGUAAUUACGUUUUUUUUUUACCUCUGUAAUUGUGCUUUAUGUAUCACAUUAUGUAUGUCAACGCUUUUUUGUACCUCUACACAAGCACAUGCAAUGGAUUAUUGCCAGUUUGUGACAGUUUAGCUGUCACAUAUUGAAUAAAAACCACUUGCCAAGGCAUAUCUAGGAUUUUAAA
This is a messenger RNA of Centropristis striata (black sea bass), 6285 nucleotides long. RefSeq names its product SEC16 homolog B, endoplasmic reticulum export factor (gene sec16b). Gene Ontology annotation, cellular component: endoplasmic reticulum exit site; ER to Golgi transport vesicle membrane. The coding region runs from base 487 to 3285 and encodes 932 amino acids. Gene Ontology annotation, biological process: Golgi organization; COPII vesicle coat assembly; autophagy. The transcript is spliced from 25 exons. The record is from RefSeq and is a predicted model, not a curated record. Lineage: Eukaryota; Metazoa; Chordata; Actinopteri; Perciformes; Serranidae.